GCUCAAAAGGGAAAGCUCUGCUCGGCCAAGCCGGGCUUGCUUGCUUGCUUCCUCGCGCGGCGUGAGUGUGCUUCCUUCUUCCAAGGGCAGCAUGGAGAGGCUCCUGAUCCGCGGGGGGCGAGUGGUGAACGCCGACUGCUCGCAGGAGGCGGACGUCUUGGUGGAGGACGGAGUGGUGCGGGCGGUGGGGCCCGGGCUGCGUCCCCCGUCAUCCGCGGGGCUGCGGGUGGUGGACGCCGCCGGCCUCCUGCUCCUGCCCGGGGGCAUCGACACCCACACCCACCUCCAGUUCCCCUUCAUGGGCACCCAGUCCAAGGACGACUUCUUCCAAGGCACCAAGGCUGCUCUAGCAGGAGGCACUACAAUGAUCAUUGACUUUGCAAUACCCCAGAAAGGUGGCUCCCUCAUUGAAGCUUAUGAGAAGUGGAGAGGCUGGGCAGAUCCAAAAGUUUGUUGCGAUUACGCACUGCAUGUGGCCGUCACCUGGUGGAGUGACAAGGUCAAAGAAGAGAUGAAAAUUCUUGCCCAGGAAAAAGGAGUCAAUUCUUUCAAGAUGUUUAUGGCCUAUAAAGAUCUCUAUAUGGUGGGAGACCCAGAAUUGCAUGCAGCCUUUUCUCAGUGCAAAGAAAUUGGAGCAAUUGCUCAAGUCCAUGCAGAGAAUGGGGAUUUGAUUGCAGAGGGUGCAAAAAAAAUGUUAGCCCUAGGAAUAACUGGUCCCGAGGGGCAUGAACUGAGUCGCCCAGAAGAAGUGGAAGCAGAAGCCACCCAGAGAGCAAUCACCAUUGCCAGCUCAGUGAACUGUCCUCUCUUUGUAGUUCAUGUGAUGAGCAAAUCUGCGGCCAAGGUGAUUGCAGAUGCUCGGAGGCAAGGGAAAGUUGUAUAUGGAGAACCUAUAGCUGCUGGUCUUGGGUUAGAUGGCACUCACUAUUGGCAUAAGGAAUGGCAUCAUGCUGCAGCUUAUGUAAUGGGCCCACCAUUGAGACCAGAUUCAACUACUCCAGACUUUCUCAUGAACCUUCUAGCAAAUGGUGACCUAACUGUGACAGGGACAGAUAAUUGCACCUUUGAUAUCUGCCAGAAAGCUUUGGGAAAGGAUGAUUUCAGAAAGAUUCCAAAUGGACUUAAUGGUCUGGAGGACAGGAUGUCAGUUAUAUGGGAAAAGGGAGUGCAUAGUGGCAAGAUGGAUGAAAAUAGAUUUGUAGCAGUUACCAGCACAAAUGCAGCUAAAAUCUUUAACAUGUACCCAAGAAAGGGAAGAAUUGCUGUUGGCUCUGAUGCUGACAUUGUUAUUUGGGACCCAAAAGCUACAAGGACAAUCUCAGCAAAGACCCACCACCAUGCUAUUGAUUUCAAUGUUUUUGAAGGAAUGGUCUGCCAUGGAGUUCCAGUUGUGACCAUUUUACGAGGCAAAGUGGUUUAUCAAAGCGGAGUGUUCAGUGUUACAGCUGGAGAAGGAAAAUAUAUUCCUCGUGAACCAUUCCCAGAAUAUGUCUAUAAACGGAUCAAGCAGCGUGAUCAGGUCUGCCAGCCUGUUCCUGUGAAACGAGCACCUUACGUGGGCAAAGUGAUUUCAAUCGCUACAGCGCAAAAAUGAAUGUCAUGAUCCAACUGAUCUUCUGCAGAGUGUGUUGGCUCUUCCUGCCUGCAGAAUGGAAAUGCCACCUGGAAAUAAAGAAUUCAGAGAGCUGUAGAUCCUGAGAGACUGAGUCUCAAUUGACUGAGUUUGGAACUGGAAUAAUGGAUGAGGAGAUCGGAUUGUGAUUUUACUGAUGAGAUGUGACGGAUUAGUUAUUGGAUGUAUUGAUGUUUGUUCAUUUACUUAUGUAUUGUUGUAUUGUUUUAACUGCUUUAGUGAUUGUUUAGACGCUAAUGCUAUGCACUUUGUAUAUUGUCCUGUUGUAAACCGCACUGAGUCGCCUACAGGCUGAGAUAGUGCGGUAUACAAAUAAAGUAAAUAAAUAAGAGACUGGGUUAUAGACACAGAUAUGCUUAUAUCUGCCUGUAACAAGUGUCUGAGAUAGAGACUGGGAUUUAGAAAUAAAGAAAUGUUUUCAGAACAUCAUUUAAAGAUAAAAAAAAUACCCUUUAUUUUUUUAUCAUCAUUGGCACCAUCACAGGCUUACGGACAAAGUUGGUUCCCCUUGGUUCUCACUUUUUCCCCAUUAGUGUUACAGUCCAAGUUGACCUCAGACUUCCAGCCUGAAUAAAAUAUUCCCUUCCCACAAGGCCCAGUGCUUGGGUUGAGUAAGUGUUGGUCCUCUAAUGAAGUCUCCAACAGUUGCUGUGGGGCAAAAUUGAGGAGGAAAAUUCUUGCUCAGUUUUUCAGCACCAGAUACAGGAAAACCACUUCAGUACUUAAUCUCUACAGUAUCCUCUUCCAUAUGAUGCAGAGAAACAUUUCAAGACAGCAGUACAAAACUUUCGGAAUAGGAAUUAUAUAUGCAUAAGAGGCUCCAUUAAGUAGCCUAGCUGUUGCAUUCUGUGCUAGCGGUAAUCUCUGAACCAGCAGUGGGAGUAGUUGCCUAUAAAAUGCAUUACAACAGUUAACAUAUUUCAUUUUUAUUCUAUCUUUUCUUCAGUGCAGCUUACAACAUUCAUUGAAAGAAUACAACUGUAAGAAGUAGCAUCAAAGAGCAAUUAAAAAUAAUAAACUAUUAUCUUUAAAAUGA
Anolis sagrei ordinatus is the source of this 2669-nucleotide messenger RNA. Lineage: Eukaryota; Metazoa; Chordata; Lepidosauria; Squamata; Anolidae. The record is from RefSeq and is a predicted model, not a curated record.